ACUCUGCACUAGUUUUAUUUAAAGAGUGAAUGAGGACAGCGCAGUUUCUCUGCUGUGGAUACCGUUUGAAUCAAAUAUGUCUCACACUGUGACUCUCGCCGGUCCCUCGCCGUGGGGGUUUCGUCUGGUGGGUGGACGGGACUUCAGCACACCGCUCAUCAUCUCAAAAAUAACACCUGCGAGUAAAGCAGCGUUGGGCAACUUGUGCCCUGGAGACACCAUCCUAGCCAUCAAUGGAGAAAGCACAGAGACCAUGACACACAUGGAGGCUCAGAACCGCAUUAAAGCCUGCACAGAUCAGCUUGUGUUGGCCAUCAGCAGAUCUGGAAAGGUUUGGUCUCCAAUUGGAUUAGAAGAAAACAAGACGAGUCCAUUCACCGGCACACUGGAGUCUGAGUCACAGACUUUUCGACCAAUCAGCAGCGGCUAUAGCCCCACUCCCAUGAGUCCGUCCCCCAAGAGUCCCAUCACAGGCGGUGUGCCCUACAAUAACGGCACCUCCAGACCUACCUACAACAAUCCAGCUGGCCUGUAUUCACAAAAUAAUGGAAACGGUGCCCUAACAAAGCAGAUGGCCGGCCUCGGCCUAGGCUCCCCCCACAGCCCUGAACUGCCAGUGAAUUCAUCAGGCAACCGCAACGGUUUCGACCCACAGUCAGAUGUCUACAGGAUGCUUCAGGACCAUGAGGAACCUGUGUCAGCUCCCAAACAAUCUGGCUCCUUUAAAUACCUGCAGGAAAUCCUGGAAGCUGAGGAUGGGGGGACCUCACCGGUGGACAAACCCAGUGUCAGAGGCUUGCGUUCCCCUGUCAAAUCUCCCGUGCCAAAGCUGGGCAGCCCCAUACCGGCUCCUCUGGCACCAAUCCCUGGUUUACAGAAGCUGCCGCAGUGCACACGCUGCGCAAACGGCAUUGUGGGAACCAUCGUGAAGGCCAGAGACAAGCUCUAUCACCCCGACUGCUUCGUGUGUGACGACUGUGGGCUGAAUCUAAAGCAGAGAGGAUAUUUCUUCAUCGAUGAGAAUCUGUAUUGCGAGACGCACGCCAAAGCCCGAGUGCAGCCUCCGGAGGGGUACGACGUGGUGGCAGUGUAUCCCAACUCCAAAGUGGAACUGGUCUAACACACACACACACACACAGGUUUCCCUUGAGGAUUCAGCUUGGCGAAGUGGAAAUGAGAAUAACAAACUGAAAUAUCUUUUUCAAUUCCUGCUCAACUUUAUCCUGGACUCGCGUUCUGUAGUUUCGUAACCUGCAGUUACCCUCCUACUGAUAUCGAGCAGCACUUAUUUCUAGGUUAGAUGGCCUUACUAACAUUCGUACAGAGCAAUUCUAGUGUUGCUUUAAGUUUAAAACACAAGAUAGCAGAAUAGACAAAACAACGUUCCAGAAGAACAUCUGUUCACCUAAAUUCCAGUGGCACACCAACGAUUUAUUUUUCUGAAAGCUGUGGAGAACUAAUAUGCUCAAAAAUGCCACGAAGAAUGUUUCGAGCCAUGUGGAAAAUGGAAAUGGUAUUCAUUUAUUCAGAACGUUUGGGACGGUAUGUUUAUUCUUUGGCUAAGAAGCCAAGACGUGUUUUUUCUAGCUUCCAUUGCCAAACCCCGCUUCAUCUUUGCAGAAGAUAAUGAGACUGUAGGAAUGGAAAACUGCGUUUGAUUGGCUCGGAGCAAAAUUAUGCUGUAUCUGUGUUGUAUGUGAAUGUAACCUGACACGUAAUUGCUUUUCUGAACACAAUUUCUGUCACAAAUAUGCAUUUUUUUCAUUCACAUCAGCUAUCUUCAUGGUAAAUCAACCAUUUGAAGAGAAUAUUGAUAAAUGAGGCUUUUAUCUAUUCAGCAUGUUUUCGGUCACAAAUCUAGCUCGCUGAAAAAAAAAUGGUUUUAUGGCACAAACAUUUCUAGAUAACUCUAUCACUCCCUCUCUUGAGUACUGAUGUUCAGUAACACACGUUAUGUUUAAUAGCACUGUGUGGUUGAAAUGCGUUGGCCAAGCGAUUCGGACUGCGUUUGCAUACAGUAUGUGAUUGAAACUAGAUUUUUCUAUUAGAUUUUGAUGGUUUGGAUGACUUCAUGUAAAAUGAAACCAGAAUAGUAAAGUAGAUAUGCUUUUAUUUUUUUGUCUUUUUGUUAAGUGGCUAGGCUUUUGUAAAUUCUGUAAAAAAAAUGAGAAAUGUUUGUUUUUCUAGUUUUCUUAUGAAUGAUGCAUUGUGUGGGUUUUAGAAACGUGUAACAACUUUACUUUUUUGUCGACCUAAGAACCUUCUGUAAAUAAUUAGAAUGCUAACAGAUAAUUUUCCAACAUAAUGACAUUUGAACUGAAAACUGAAAACUGAAAACAGGGACUUAUAGUCAUUUUAAUGGAUUAUUAUGUCAUUCCAAACCCUUCUGACUUUCUUCCGUGGAACACAAAGGAGUUAAGCUACUAAAAAGCAGCAUGAAAGUAUUAUAAAAAAUAGUCCAUAUGACUUGUGCGCUGCAGUCUGAGUUCUGUGAAGCCAAACAAUAACAUCGUGUGAGGAUCAGACCAAAACUGCAGGCAAUAUUGUGACUCAUAUUCCAUUUUCAAAACCGCUUGAUAAUCACAACUAUUUUUUUCCUCUGGAAGUUUUUAUGGUUGUUUCUCAGUUACAGUUAUGGAUGUGCAUGCAAAGUUUUGCCAUGCAGAUGUGUUUUGGAAACGCUGUACAAACUAUGAUUCUCAAUUGUAUUAGGGGUCAACCUGAACCCCAUUGGUUUCCAUACAAUUUGCCAAAAAAAAUCAACACUCAACACAACCAGCAAACGGUCAAACAAGUCCAUCUAGCAUAUGUUUACAUAGAAAACAAUGCUAGCGCACUGGAAUGGAAAAACACGUUCAGUGUGAAUGCCCCCGAAACCGUUUAUUCAGAUGUUUCGUCUGCCAUAUCUCACAUAUCUUCAAUCUUUAAAUAUGACACAUCAAGACAUUGCAUCAGGAAUCACUGGUUCUCACACGAAGACCUUGAUGAGCUAAUUCAGCUGUGUUUAAUUAGGACAGAAGCCAGCGCCGCAGGAUAGUGGCCCUCCCAUUGGAGGUUUGGACACCCCUUUACUAAACCGUUCCACAGAAGAAAGCCAUGCAACUUUGGAAUCGCACAAAAAAAGGAAAGAAAAAAAAAACAAGCAGUUUUGUCUUGAGCAGAAUGCUAACUGAGUCUGUGUUAGCGCCUCCCAGAGCUCCUGUGGAUGCGUUCCCAAACUAUUGCCAAAUAACCAUUCGCUGUUUUCACAAGCCGUAUGCUUUUGCUUAUCAGAAACACUCUGCAUAAGUGACCAUCAUUAAAAUCUUCCACUUUCACA
Molecule: messenger RNA, 3319 nt
Organism: Carassius gibelio (silver crucian carp)
Lineage: Eukaryota; Metazoa; Chordata; Actinopteri; Cypriniformes; Cyprinidae
Product: PDZ and LIM domain protein 4
Exons: 7
Coding region: 77-1120 (347 amino acids)
Biological process (GO): muscle structure development; heart development; actin cytoskeleton organization
Cellular component (GO): Z disc; filamentous actin; stress fiber
Molecular function (GO): actin binding; muscle alpha-actinin binding
Source: RefSeq, a predicted model, not a curated record